UCAAAGUUUCUGCCUCUUCUACUGUCGCUCUCGAGGCUACGGGAUGGAAGGGGAGGGGCUGCCGGCCGGGACCCUGUGGACUGGUGCUCCAAGUGCAAAGCCGCGGAGCCAUCAGUGCUCCUGCGACGGGGCGUGUGGGGGUCUUUCAUGCAGCUGGUUUGACUGGGCACUGGUGAGGCUAUGCCUCAAGUGCUGUCUUAGGUUUUGGGCCUCACUACAAGAAAGACAGUGAGGCCCCGGAGUGUGUCCAUUGUAUCACUUCUCAUGGAAACAUGCAGGCUUUUCAUGUAGUGCAUAUGCCCAUUAGCUUCCAGCACAUGCAGGUUUUUUUACUGUUCUUGUACUAUGUGAAAUAGUUGAUGUUCUUUUAAAGUUGUGAUUACAAUUAGAAACAGCUCUGAAAUUAAGAGUGAGCAGAAGUAAACUCUCCUUUAUUUGCCGUAUUCAAAGACAAUGUGUCACGCAUGAAUUAAGCUUGGUAAAAUCAAUUUCUUUUUCAGUCUCUCCCGCAGACAGCAAGUUUUUGAGUUUAGACUGUCUUGAGUGAGCCAGGAUUACCAUCAUUAAAGAAAACACAUUGUGAUCUCCAGUUCUCCGUUUGCUGUAAUGACCCUACUGUGGGGUGAUUAUCACUGUAAAAUAGCUUUUCCCACAAUACAAAUUUGACCUGAAGGUACAGUGGCUCAUACUUCUAAGGGAAAGGGAGCUGCUUCUGUAGGAGUAGCUUUUAAUGCUGCUGACAGAAGACUGUGCCAGCAAAUAUGGGAAAGUCUCUCCAAGACUCCACUUGCCCUGGGCUGGCACUGAGGUGUAUGCACAUAUUUAGCUGUUGCCCUUGCCAGAACUGGCUGCAGGGUGCUGUGAAAUCUUGAAGACAUUCUAGGCCCUGGCUGCUUGUAGCUAGUGCUAAGGCAUGGGACUUCAUUUCACAGAGAAUUAUAGGAACAGUUUUUGCUGGAAUAACAAAACUACAGAAGAAACCUAUUAGUGAUUUAGGUUUUGCUACUGGAGCAUUCCUCAUUACCACAGGACUCGCAGAACUGGCAGUUGAGCAAGCAUGGCAGUUUUGUUAGAAGGAAAGCAAGUGAUCAUAGUGAAAAGAGGAUAUGAGAAGGGCAAGGCCCGGAAAGCUGUAACUGUGUGUAUGCUUGCACAAUGCUGAGGAUUUUUAAGUAAGGGGAGGUCUGAAGCAGCACUGGUUAGAAGUGCUGAUACCUUCACUCACAAGCUGUCAGCACUGCUGCUGCUUGUUGACAUAGAUUACAUAAAACCUUGCUGUAAGCACUUGUACUGUGACAAAUUUCAUUUCACUUUUUCAUUUCCCUCCUUAUUCCGGGCCCAAUACCCUUCCUCUUUGUUAUUCUCAGUUUUGCAGGCUUACGAUAAGCAUCUCUUGCCAGUCUUGCUAUUGCUUUUGACAUCCCUUUCAUCCCCACUGAGUCUUCAUUCAGAGGCCAGGGUUGUCCUCUGUCUUUUCUUUGCCUUUGCAACCUCUUGAGGAAUGGAAUGGCUGCUUGAGGCAGUGGUUCUCAACAGUGUCAGUGUUUAUGCUGUUUUUAAAUGUCAGGACACUUUAAUGCACUAAUGUAUGUCUCAGUCUUUUCUACUAGCAUCCCCUUGACUGAUGCACUGAAAUUGAAUCCAGCAACUGGAGUGCCCAAGAUAAGAGAAAGAACUCCGUGGUCUAGCGAGCGACUGCUUCCAACACCCUUUUCUAAGCCUCAUAAGUGUUUGCCCUUAAGCAUACCCUAGCACUGUACAUCUAGUAGAUCCUUGUAAUAGGAGACUUGGUGCAUUGUAACCAUGUCAUCCAUCACUCCAACAGGCCAUGCUGUGGAAGCUGGGACUCUUGCCAGAUAGAGAGAUGAUGGACUUGCAGAUAAGUUUGGUACCUCGUAGCACCUAUGCGUUGGUCUCCUGUUUCUAAUCAAUUUAAGCUAGCCAUACAGAGUUAUAUAUGUCAAAAUUCAACAGGGGUUUUUGUGUUUAUUUAUUUAUUUAUUUAUUUUCUGAAAGAAUAAGCACAUUUGUCACAAUGGUGAGGACUUUUAGGUGCUGUUGCACCUGGAACUGCUAUGGUAGGAAAUUUUUAUGUUGGCUUUCAUCUAGGUAGAACCUGAAGUUUCUUAGUGAAGCUGAUAAGCUGUUAUGAGCAUGCAUGUACCUGCCUUGCUGUUAACUAUACCCGUGGGGAACUGGUUUUGUUCCAGUACUACUUAAGGUGUCCUUCUGCCAUGACAUUUUCUUAGUCUGUUGAUGGUGAAGGUUUUCCAUUUUUCUUAUUAGAAGAGAUCAGUGAAAAAUACUGUUUUCUUUGAUACUAUAAGUGUUUUACUUCAUCCAGCUCUGCCUUCACUGUUCUGUAUUUUCUGCUCUUUCUCCAUUAUUCCCCUGGUGCUUGGCCUCAUCUCCCAGCAGCAGUCAGGUUCUGUGCUGACACAGACCUAAUCAAAUGGGAGUCAGGCUUAUUUGAGACCUUCUGUUCUUUCCAUAUUUUUCUUGUUCUUAUCUUUUUUGCUGUAUUUUUGUAUUCCUUUCCAUGUCUUCUUUCUAAUUGGAUCUGAAAGAGUAAAUGAACUAUUUCUAUUUAUUUUGUACUCUUGACAGUACCUUAGUUCAUUAUUAUGGGUUCCUGGAUAUUUGCCUUAUUUGUCACAAACUAAAAAGAAAGAACAUGGUCCUAGAACAACCAAAGGAAGCAGGAGAUGUUGUGUAGGGGCAGUGUAGGAAAGGGUUAAUGUUUCUAUUGCCUGUGCUUUUAAGAUAGCUUUACUUCUUUAAAAGCUUGCAAAAGCUUUAGUGUGAAUGAUGUUUUCAGCAUUGUUUGGUCCUCAUGAUAGUGUUCAUUUAUGAAACGUGUUUUCUUAAACAAAGAGACAUGCCAGCGUGGCUUCUAGGAAGCCCAGUGACUCAGAAAUCAGCCACUUCAUCUGGUAGGUCAUGUGGAUGGUGCAAUAAAAGCCUAGUUUGUCUGGGGAGCUGCAAUCACUCACUCAUGUGGCUUUGCAGCACAGAAGACGGAGUGCCUGUUUCCUUGAAGUUAACCCCAAGCUGACUCCUCACUGCAGACAGAUAGUUUGACAAAGAUGAUGCUGGGCAGAGCAGCUUCUUGCUGUCUCAGCUAUGGAAGGCCACCUUUGUGCUAACUCAAAGACUUCUGUGGAAAAACCUCUGGCAGCAAGUCGUCCGUCCUGCAUUGCUUUGCUGAAGGUCUACCGAGAGCUUCUGGUCAGUAAAAUCCGACACACGCAGUGUUUGAUUGACAACUUGACUAACAAUGAGUACUUCUCCACUGAAGAUGCAGAGAUUGUUGUCCAGUUUCCAACUCAAGCAGAUAAGGUUCGCAAACUUCUAGACUUGGUUCAAAGCAAGGGAGAGGAAGUUUCAGAAUAUUUCAUCCAUGUCCUGCAGAAAGUCACUGAUGCUUACUAUGAACUUCAGCCUUGGCUGGAUGAAAUAGGUUACCAGCCUUCAGAGAAUAUUUGUAGUAAACCUGUCAUAAAUACAGAUCCAGUUAGCAGGUAUUGCCAAAAACUCAGAUAUGAACUGGGACGGGACUCCAAAUUCGUUAUGUCAUAUGCGCAGAGGGAAGAGAUGCUGCUUGAAGAAAUCUACUCUAACAGUAUUAUGGAGAUGGUCAAUUUUACCAAUGAGAGCCUGGGUGAAGUGUGUCAAUUACAAGCCCUUUUUGAUGAUGCAGUUGGAGUAAUAAAUGAAGAUGGAGAGACUAUUUAUGUUUUUGGCGAUGCAGGAAUUGGAAAAUCUAUCUUGCUGCAAAAGAUACAAAGUCUUUGGGCCAAAAAACAGUUGGAUAUAGGGGCCAAGUUUUUCUUCCACUUCCGAUGUAGAAUGUUUAGUUGCUUUAAGGAAGAUGAAACCGUGUGUUUGAAAGACUUACUCUUCAGAUAUAAUUGCUACCCGGACCAGGACCCCACAGAGGUGUUCCAUCACAUCUUGCAGUUCCCUCAUACGGUUCUUUUCACGUUUGACGGCUUUGAUGAGAUCUAUUCCAACUUUGAUCUCAGUAGUGUUCCUGAGAUGUGUUCACCCAAUGAACCCAUCCACCCUCUGGUGCUGCUGGUAAGCCUUCUCAGAGGAAAGCUUCUUAAGGGAUCCAAGAAAAUUCUUACAUCACGGACAGGAACUGAGAUCCAAAGAAAUAUCAUUAGAAAGAAAGUGUUGCUUCGUGGUUUCUCCAGCAAUAACCUGAAGGAAUACACCGCCAUGUUUUUUAAAGAUGUGGGGCAGCGAACGCUGGUACUGAACCAGCUGGAAGCUAACCCCAACCUCCGUAGUUUGUGUUCAGUGCCUUUAUUUUGUUGGAUUAUUUUUAAAUGUUAUGAACAUUUCCAUUCCAUGUUUGACAGCCAUGAGCUUCCAGACUGUUCUGUUACAUUGACAGAUGUAUUUUUGCUCAUGAUUGAAGUCCAUCUAAACCGGUCUCUGAAAACAAAUUUGCUGAGGAACAAUGCGAGGAGCCAAGCAGAGGUGUUCAGAUCAAGAAAGGAAACUCUUCUAGCUUUGGGUAAAAUGGCGUACAGAGGGAUGGGGAACUCUAUCUUUAUCUUUGAGCAAGAGGAGGUCUCAUCAGUGAACAUCUCUGAAGAAGAUUUGCAGUUGGGUUUUCUCAGGACAGUUAAAGGUUAUAGUGGCUGUGAUGACCAGUCCACUUACGAGUUCCUGCACUUAACCCUUCAGUCUUUUUUCACUGCUUUGUUCCUAGUUAUUGAAGAGAGAGUGGAGAAUAAGGAGUUACUUCAGUUUUUCAAUGAAUGCUCUUCUGCUGAUGCUGCCCAACGUACUUGCUUUCAUGUUCCUUGGUUGAAGAAACCACUCACAGGGGAGGAUCCUUUCCGAAACAAUGAACACUUCCAUUUUACCAACCUUUUUCUCUGUGGCCUGCUUUCCAGAUCCAAAGAGAAGCUCUUCAAACAUUUAGUUUUGCCUGCAGUUGUUAGAAAGAAGAGAAAGACGCUCAUCACAUACCUUGGGGAGAGCAUGAAAUCCCACCUGAAGGGUGUCACUCGGUCCAGGCUUCCAAAGUACAACCAGGUGCAGGUUCAGCCAAACUUUGUUUGGAUGCUGAGGUGUCUUUAUGAGACUCAAAGUGAGAAAGUGGGAAAACUGGCUGCAAAACGCAUGCAUGCCAAUUACCUCAAGCUUACAUACUGCAAUGCCUACUCUGCUGACUGCAGUGCUAUUUCCUUUGUCAUGCAUCACUUUCAGAAGCGCUUGGCUCUGGAUUUGGACAACAACAACAUCAAUGACUACGGAGUGAAACAGCUGCUACCAUGUUUCAGCAAGCUUGCAGUGCUCAGGCUCAGUGUAAAUCAGAUCACAGAUCAUGGAGCAAGGAUAUUGUAUGAAGAACUCUCCAAGUACCAAAUUGUGUCUUACCUGGGCUUAUACAACAAUCAGAUCACUGACGUUGGAGCCAAAUACGUUGCAAAACUUAUUGAAGAGUGUUCAAGCCUUGAAUAUGUUAAGAUAGGAGCAAACAAAAUAACUAGUGAAGGAGGGAAGUGCCUUGCCCAGGCCAUCCAGAAGAGCACAACCAUGUUUGAAAUCGGGAUGUGGGGCAAUCAGGUUGGAGAUGAAGGUGCAAAGGCAUUUGCAGAGGCCCUGAGGAACCACCCCAGUCUGACAAACGUGAGUCUCGCAUUCAAUGGCAUCACAACAGAGGGGGGCAAAAGCAUUGCUGAAGCUUUGCAGCACAACAACUCCGUGAAAAUAUUCUGGCUGACAAAAAAUGAGCUGGAUGAUGAGGCAGCAAUGAGUUUUGCAGAGAUGCUGAAGAUCAACAAGAAAUUGGUGCAUUUAUGGCUUAUCCAGAAUCAAAUUACAGCCAAAGGAGUGAAGUACCUCAGUGAAGCUCUCAAGGAGAACACAGCCAUUAAAGAAGUCUGUUUGAAUGGGAACCUGAUAAGUCAAGAAGAAGCCAAAGCUUUUGAAAAUGAAGAACGGAUCAUUUGCUUCUGAGUGAGGACUUCCCCGUUUGGACAAGCUUUGUAUGAUAGAAACUGUCACACUUGGACCACAGCAUUACAGUGGCAUACAGAGGCAGUGCUCAUGGCACCGCCUGCUGUCCCUAAUCCUUUUGGUGAGUGGGAAAUUGCCUUGGUAAAUAAUUAAUGUCUGUACAGUGCUUUGAAAAUGCAACACUAAGUGUUAACAGAACGAUUCCAGGGGCAGGUGCGUGCAUUUUGAUAACUGAGCUCAGAUUUAUUCUAUAUACUGCUGUAAAUAAUCUCUAACUUAUUUAUAUACAUGAAUCUAUACACACAUAUAUGCACAAGGAGGUGUGAGAUGCACAGGCUCCACGAGCAUACAGUAUUACCUGUCUCAUAACUGAAAAUGAUAGUCUGAAUGGAAACAGACUGUCUCGAAAGGCUGCAUGGCACCAAUGCUUUCAGCAUGAAUCCUCUCCUGCCUAGAAAUUAGACCCUCAUUUUCCCACUGACUUACAGCAGUUGUAGGCACUGCAUUUUUUUGGAGAAACGGAUACAUGAGGCUCCGAUUACUUUCCAUAAUCUUUUUUCCAUCUCGAAGCCAACACAUUUGCUUUUCUACAAGCAGAAAACCUCGCUGCCAUUGCUGUAAAAUCAUAAUACAGGCAGUAAAACACUCCUGCCUAACAUUUCCUGAGGGCUGUGCAGAAACCGCCACCCCCUGUUCUCACAGUGUUUGUUCUGGGGAGAGGGUCCGGGGAUGCAUGUGACAAAUUAACGAGCGGGCUGCGCGCUGCCUUGGCUCAGGGCCCAGAUGUGCUGGUGGCAGUACGUCAAUGUUAAGUUGCCUGGCUUCAUAGGGAGAAAGGACAACUGAAAACCAGUGGUGUCAGGUGGAAAUCGCUUCUCCCAGCAACACGUGUACACACAGAUCUGCUUGGAAACCUUUUGUCUGACCCUUGAACUAUUGGGAAGCACAAGGCAAGGGACAUAUAGCAGUAAUUAGACCAGCAUGAAAACAUUAUCCCCCCUCCAAAAUAAUUAGUGCUUAGGGAGUGUAACUUUAUAGGAACCUCAAAAGAAAGCAGUUUAAAGAGAAGCAGCCUCUUUGGUUUUUCAGGUGUUUUUUUUUCCUGAUUCCCUUCAUAAAGGGAAUCUCAGAUUCAACCCCUGAUGGUGCAUGAAGAACCAAAAAAUGGAGAAGCACUGUUUAUCCUCUGUCCUUCUCCCAUGUUGUCACCCCCGAGAACUUUACAGAACGAUACUCCUGCUGCUGAUGCCCCCAUAGAGGGUUGGUGGCCCAGAAGAACCUCCCAUCAAAGUGCCAAACCCCCUUUCCCAAAUCUGCUGCACAGACAAACACAAAAGGCUUUCUGGUAGGUGAGAGUUUCUCCUUUUCCUGCCUGGCAGCAGACCUUUACCAGCCAGCAGUUCUGCCUACACUCUCAUAUAUAUUUAUAUGAAAACCAAUGUAGCAGUCAUUACUUGUCAGUAGCUUUUCCUCCCUGCCUGUGCUGCCAGCACUGUCUGCUCAGAGGCAGACAGCAAGGUGAGGCUCUCAGGCUGUGCCAGCUAACAGGAGUGGUUUCUGCACCUGAGCCAUUUGUUUACUGAGAACAUGAGAGUCUCUUGGGCUGCAGCAGGUUGAGGCAGCCUCAGAGCUGGCAGAUAGAGCAAGCAAGCCCAGCACUGAUGAUGGUGCCAGGGAGCGUGCCAGAUGCAUCCAUUCAUCUCAGAGCACAUUUCAGGUUGUGAGAGCUUGCUUGGGCCAGCCCCAAGGCCAGGGUGCUGCUCAGGCUGCUUUGGCAGGAGCAGCUCAUGGCAGGGGACAGCCAGCUUCAUGCAUCAACUCACGGCCAGAGCUAGAGAAACCAGCAGCUGCUGCAAGCCUGAGCAUCCUUGUGAGUUAGUGUGGCGUGUGGGGCUGCGUUCCUUUCCUUGCAGUUUUACCAGGCUACUUGUAGAGAGCUUCUGAUCUUGGGCUCGCAGCAGUGCACCACUCCUCACUGACAGCCAACAAGCUGUGAAGUAACUGACCCUGGGGGAUAUGGCAAAACUUGAGCGUUUUGAAGAAAAUAGCAACUGCACUUUUGGGAAUGGCUGUGUGUGGAGACAGGCCUGCUGCAGUGGAACCACAGAGCCCAGGAGAACCGUGACAGCAGCAACCAAGGCCAAUCCCAGCACCUCUGGGAACAGAGCAGCAUGUCAGGGCAGCACAGCAGAGGUCCCCCCUACCCACACUGUGUCCCUGCACACAGCUCUGCCUGCUUGCAUCAGUGCAGAGUGGCCAGAAUCCAACCAGUCUUGGGUAGAGCCCAUCUUACCCAUUGGGCUGCACUCAAGGGAAGAGCCCCCAGGCUCGAGUGAGCCCAUGUCAAACAACUGAACUGCUGCCUACCAAGUGGCUGCUGUGGUUCGGCCUGUGCAGGAGGCAGUAGCUUAAUUCAGAUGCAAUACCUUCACCAGCCAGGAGGCCUCAGGCUGGAGAAAUAAAGCCUGCAGACAUUCGUGCUCCUGCUACCUGCCAGGAUCUUUAAUCCCGACUCUGGCAGAUGUUAAUCCUGGCACGGGUGGCUCCUAAAGAGCUUUCCUCUGAACUGGUCACUGGGUGCCCCGGGGAGGGAGCAGGGUGAGGAGGCCCCACCGCAUGGCCCACAGUGGGACUUCCAAAUGGUGCCAAAGCCCACAGGCUGUGGGUUUUCCUUCUAAUGCUUGGAGCCUGCUUACAGAACCAGCCAGAAGGGGAGGGGAGAAGCACCUCAGUUAAAAUUUAAACACUUGUUCAAACAAAGACAUUGGUAACCAGGGCGAGAAGGAAAAGCAGGGCAGGAGCCUGACGCAAAGCAUGGCUCUGAGCACAAGGGGCCGAGGCCAGAGGGCAGUGAGCACCUGCAGCCCCUGCCGAACUCGGCCGAGAGCCCGUCCCCACGCUUUUAAUAUCUGUCUCUAUUCUGCUGCCUUUAUGAGGAGUGAGUCAUCGUGCGUCAGCCGACGAUGGGCUUUACACAAUUAUUUAUUUAUGUUGAACCCUCCUCCCCACCCCCGCGCAUCCCUGAUCUCAUCCCCCUCAGAAAACAGGCGCUUUAUGAAACGAGGGUGGAAAGCUGCAUCCCAUAGGCAGCCUGUCGUCACUGCACACAGUCACAGCUGCCCAACAGGAGAGGGCCAGGCACCUGCACCUGCCAGGGGCACCCACUGCUCCUCCUUCCUCUGCAGCACAGGCGUUUGGCAGGACUUUGCAACAAAAGUCACCUGGAAGUGCAGGGAGAGCUGUGCUUCAAAAGAUUUAUUACAUGUAUUUGUACAUAUCUUACAUGAAUGGAAUGUUAACGUACAACCUAAAAAUCAAUAAAAAAAUAUGUUCAUUCAUGAUUAUGUACUGGCA
Messenger RNA from Coturnix japonica (Japanese quail), 9333 nucleotides. The record is from RefSeq and is a predicted model, not a curated record. NCBI's taxonomy places the organism in Eukaryota, Metazoa, Chordata, Aves, Galliformes, Phasianidae.